This is a messenger RNA of Metopolophium dirhodum (rose-grain aphid), 3033 nucleotides long. RefSeq lists its product as uncharacterized. Bases 1 to 648 code for a protein of 215 amino acids. The transcript is spliced from 14 exons. The record is from RefSeq and is a predicted model, not a curated record. Lineage: Eukaryota; Metazoa; Arthropoda; Insecta; Hemiptera; Aphididae.
AUGAUGGGAGUGGUUCACCAAGACCAUGUCUGUCAAGGAUAUAAAGAAGUGCAUUGUGGUCUAAGGAGUCAAACGACUUGGAAAAGUCUGUAUAUAUCACAUCAACCUGAUUACCGAAAUCGAAGACCGUGGAAAGAACCCAUGUUGGACAAUAGAAAUGGUGAAAUAACCUAUGUAUACAGGAUUGUUCCUAAUUGGCAAAGAACUCUAACUUCAUUUUUAAUACCAUUAUGUAAUUAUAUAAAGAUCCAAGAAGAAAAGAUAAAGAACGAAAAUAUAGGAACCAAAUAUGCUUUUAAUGAUUUAUUCUCCACAUGUCAAAUUCAAAACAAAUAUAAAAAUAAUAGAAGAGAAGGAAGUCAAAGUGUUAUAAACGAUAUUUUACCAACAUGCUCUGUUCUAAUCAACUAUCGCAGUAUUCACGGAUCUAAUUUUACUCUUGCCGAAUUCUCACCAACAUGUGAAUUUCUACUCGGUUAUCGAGAUAAUACGAAGAGAAUAUAUCCAGGAAAUGUAUUGAAUGUUGACAAUUUCGAUCCAUUAUGCACUUAUGCAUUCAAAUAUCAUGAAGACGAUACGCACGAUCAUCAUGAUCCUCAACCUCAAGAACCAGAUUCAUUUUGCAUUGAAUACAGCGAUGAGAAAUGACUCUGAGUUUAUUAAAAACAUGAUCAAUUUACUACCUCCAUAGGGCACAAUGGAAUUAUUUUGACAUGAUAUUAUAUUAAAUAAGUUAUCUUAUUAUAAUAUAUAACUUUACUAUUUACAUAUCAAAAUGCACUUAUAAUUACUUAUAUUAUAUUAAAUACUAAUUACUUAAGUUGCAAUGAAAAAGAAUACACUUCAAUUAUUCAGGAGAUUUUAUGAUUUUCUAGAUGUACGUAUAUCAUAUUAAAAAUAUUCAUAUUGUUUAAAAUGAUAAAGUAUAAUAAAACCACACACGUAAUAAAAUUGCUCUCUUCUUUAUUUUUUUUUUUUUACUUUAAAUGUCACAAUUCAUGCUUGAUGUCUCAUGGGCAUACACAAUUAAAUGUUACACCAGUUUAAUUCUGUAACUAUAGUAUGAGAAAUGAGUAUAUUAAUUAAUUAAACGAACGAGGUUCAGUAGUUGUUUUUGUGUUAUCUAGGGCCGUUUGUUCUGAAGAAUAUUUUAUCUCAUGAUUGCUAUGUUAAUUUUAUGUCCCUAAAAGCAGCCAUGAUAUUUUUAAUAAGUCCAAACAAAAGUGUUCUUACCGAGUAUGCUCAACGAUUAAUUGAAUAUUUUGUGAUGACAUUUGAUCAGAUUUAUGGAAAUUACAAUGUAUCACAAAAUGUUCACGGACUUCUUCAUAUUAUUACUAUCAUAAUUUUGGCCUAUAGAUCAGUGUACUGUUACCCUUUUGAAAAUGACAUGAAAGUAUUAAAAUCUGAACUUCGAAAAUACGAAAAACCAUUACAGCCGUUUAUCCAUAGGUAAGAGGAACAGUGCAAUUUUCAAAAAAAAAACUCAAACACUUGUUUUGAAUAAAAAUAACUUCGUGUUUAAACAAUUGCAUUUUAAGGGUCCUUUACUCAAGGAUAUAAUGGUUCCUUAAUAUCAUCGUUUGAAUUUUAGUAAUUUUAUGUUAAAUACUACUAUUGAUCGAGAUAGUUAUAUAUUAACCAACUGUGGUAAAAUAGUAAAAUGUAUAAACUUUGCGAAUAAACGAGUUAAUAAUAAGAAAGUCCUAAUUAUUGUACGUAGUGAGAUAAAAACAAUAGAGAGAUGGGUAGGUCAGGGAAGUUCGGAGUAAUGCAGAAAAUUACAAAGGGUAUGAGAAAUUACGACGGUACCUAUAUAUCGGCACAUAUAUUACGUUAUUUUUAUCCUACUAGGUACUGAGUAUUAUUAGUUACGGAAUUGAUAAUUUGUCUUAGCGUGUAAAAUAUAUGUGUGUUCACUCUUAUAUCUGUGAAAAGUUUUCGUUGGUCCUUGUUAGAAUGGAUACAUCUCUGAUUGGUGUAGAUCGAUGCACGCUACUAUUAUUUUACGACUUAUAUAUUACAAUAUAUUAUACCAGUUAUAAAUUCAUAUUUUGCUUAUGCACUGUUGACUCUUUGUAUUUGCGAUAUAUUAUAAUGACAGAAAGGAUUUGACAGCAUGAAAAGAUUAGGAGUGCUUUAAAUUAUAAUGUUGAUUAGUGUUUUUAUAUAUUAUGUGUUAUUUGGAAACUGCAUUUUCGUGACAUAUGUGUGUCUUUAUAAUUUUAUAAUUAUUUGUUUGCUAAUAUCAUGGAUUUAUACAUUAUAAUAUUUUAGUAUGGUAUUUAUACUCCAACUUCAAGCAGCACUUGAAAUGGAUUCUGUUAUUUAUUUUUAUUAAAUAUUUGUACAACACGCAUUUCAAUUACUUAUAUAUUUGAGGUCUAGUCCCUUAAGAGAAAAGGUCUUUUGGCACAUCGCAUAAGUCUGUCCGAAUGUCGUACAGUGUGCAUAUGUAGGUGUACAUAUUAAAUGCUGUUUUUUAAUGCGAUAGAAAGCCGGUUGCCUAAUAAUGUAUUAGUGUUGCGUAACGUUCUUUUAUCUUUAUUAUUUCUUUAUGCCCAAAUAUGGGCAUAUUUUAGUGUGUGUCCGUCUAGUAAUGUUAAUUCCUUAUUGUGGAGACGUGAUCGUUAAGGAAUGUAUGGAAACCUAAUAUUAUUUUAUAUUUCGUAAUUUAUUUUAAUUGCGUUUGAGUUUUAACACCCAAGUAUGUUCGUUUUGGUAUAUAUUCAUUCUAUAAGUUUAUUUAAGUAUAUAAGAGUAUAUUAUUUAUAUAUUACAUCUAGGUCAAUAUUUCAUUAACAAAAGUCUAGCUUAUAUUAAUCCCCUUUUCUCUGGUUUGUUAGAUAUUUAAAAAGUUGAAAACAUUUCAGAUAAUUUAAUUAUUUUAAAUAUAAAUACAAUCAAAUAUAAAACAAUGGUCAUUAAUAUCUAAAAAGAAAUUAUUGACAUCUAGACUGUUAAUUUUACAUUAUAUCUGUUUAGACUAUUAAUAAUCUGUUAUAAUAAUUGUUGGUGUGUUAACUUUACUUU